Meriones unguiculatus (Mongolian gerbil) is the source of this 11587-nucleotide messenger RNA. RefSeq names its product ST6 N-acetylgalactosaminide alpha-2,6-sialyltransferase 3 (gene St6galnac3). Bases 533 to 1456 code for a protein of 307 amino acids. The transcript is spliced from 7 exons. Lineage: Eukaryota; Metazoa; Chordata; Mammalia; Rodentia; Muridae. The record is from RefSeq and is a predicted model, not a curated record. Gene Ontology annotation, molecular function: alpha-N-acetylgalactosaminide alpha-2,6-sialyltransferase activity. Gene Ontology annotation, biological process: oligosaccharide metabolic process; ganglioside biosynthetic process.
UUUCUGUCAGACAAAUCUUCUCCAGAAGACAGAGGACUGUCUGUUCAUUGAUGUACAGCUUACAAACAAAGGCAUUUCCAAGCCAUGCUAAUGUGUGAGGGCUUUAAUCUUACUGUGUGGUAUUUUCUGUGAUUCUGUGGUGAGACAAGCUGCUUCUCCCUUGGUUCUUCUGGAGCGAGAACGGUAGUGACCACCUGUAUGUGGGGUUUGUGUGCACCCAAAGUCUGCUGCAGAAGGGCAAACCCAGAAGAUUCCUAAGAGGUAUGUUUCAUCUUUGGACUUUGUCUUCGUUUGUUUCGCUGGUUUGUCAUUUAUGAAGUGCUGACAGCCCCUUCAGGGCAAGCUCUGGGAAGACAGGACCUCUCUCCUCUCAUGGCGGAGUCCAGAACUGCGGUGUGCAAAUGUGCUCUCUUCACUGCUUGGCACUGGAGGGACUCUGGCCGCACCUAGCUUAAGAUCUAUGCCUACCACAAAACUGUGGGAUCCCAGACUAAGAACUGGCAUGACUGCUAUGCCAGACCACUAAUCAGAAAUGAAGACUGGGGUAGCUUGCUUGAAGAAGUCUGUGUUUGUGGUGAGCUUCAUAGCCCUGUGCCUCUUGCUGCUAGCCAUGCGCCUUGUCAAUGACGUGACUUUCCCUUUGCUACUCAACUGCUUUGGACAACCUGAAAACAGAUGGAUCCCUUUGUCCUACACAUUCAGGCAGCCUCUUCGAACUCACUAUGGAUACAUAAAUGUGAGGACCCAAGAGCCUUUGCAACUGGAAUGUAAUGAUUGUGCCAUAGUGUCAAAUUCAGGUCAAAUGAUUGGACAGAAGGUGGGUGAAGAGAUAGACCACUCAUCCUGCAUUUGGAGAAUGAACAAUGCCCCCACCAAGGGGUUUGAGGAAGACGUUGGCCACAUGACAAUGGUUCGAGUUGUAUCACAUACCAGUGUUCCUCUGCUGCUAAAAAAUCGUGAUUAUUUUUUCAAUGAAGCUAGCACUACCAUCUAUGUUAUUUGGGGCCCUUUCCGCAACAUGAGGAAAGAUGGAAGCGGCAUUGUGUACAACAUGUUAAAACAGACAGUAGAUGCCUAUCCAAAUGCGCAGAUUUAUGUGACCACAGAGGAGCGCAUGAAUUACUGCGAUGGAGUCUUUAAGAAGGAAACCGGGAAAGACAGAGUCCAGUCUGGCGCCUAUCUCAGCACAGGGUGGUUUACCUUUAUCCUGGCUAUGGACGCCUGCUCCAGCAUCCACGUCUACGGGAUGAUAAAUGACACCUACUGCAUGACAGAGGGGUACAGAAAAGUCCCCUAUCAUUACUAUGAACGAGAAAAGGAUGAGUGCACCGAGUAUUUUCUCCAUGAGCGGACCCCAUUCGGGGGACACAGGUUCAUCACUGAAAAGAAGGUGUUUGCCAAGUGGGCUGAGACAAACAGAAUCGUAUUCACACACCCGAACUGGACAAUGUCCUGACCCUGUGCUUCCUGCUCAUGACACAGCAGCUGUGAGGAGGGAGGCUGUUGGUGGUGAUGGUGUGGGCAGGGACGAUCAUGGUCCUUAGCAUUCUCUGGUGGGGAUGGUGACUCUCCUGGUAAAGUGAAUCUUGUGGGAGGGGUCGUGCUCAUUCUGUUCUUCCUGGUGGUUCAGCCCUACAUACUGCACUUUAUAACUUACCGAGCAUCGAAACGAAGGCCAGUGACGUGACAGCUGUGACUAAAGAAAACGAAGAUUAUCUUCCAAGAUGGCAGCUCAGAAGUCUUUAACCAAGGCCUCCAGAAGUGGUGGGUGUGGCCUUGUCCUCAGGCAAGGUUAUGGAGUGGGCACAUGGGCAACUCCGCACCUUGGAAAAUGUUUGACUACCAAACACUGUCCCAAGUAAUUCUAUCAGGGUAUAGACAUCUGCCUCAGCUACUAGUUAGGCUGAGAAGGGGGAGGUAUCUCUUUCUGAGAUGCCAUCUUCCUUCUGUCUGUCUUUCAGCUAAAGCCUCAGGCUGCCUACGUAAAUGUAGCACUGAAGGCAUUAUGUAAUUCCUGUAUGUCAGGGUUACCGCACUAUCUCAGAGACUUCAUUCAGAAUAUAUCAAGUAGCAAAUAUUGACAUGUUUUUGAACAAAUGUUGUUCAGAGGACUGUUCAAAACAAUAUAUCUAAACAUAUUAUUACAAUUGCCUAUGUUUAAUGUUUAGUUAUUUUUGGUUGAGUACUAAAUAUUAACAUGUUAAUAUACUUCAACACUGUAAUAACACAUACUGUGAAAGCAUUUCUGAAACAUAACCAAAGGGUUCCUCACUCUGCUUCAACACCUAGUACCACAAAAUUACAUGCUUUUUAAAAUCAUGAAACAGGGAAAGCAGAACAUAUUUUUGCAUCGAUUUGUAUCUUAUCACAUUCAUAAUAUAUAUUUUUAAAUUCAAUUUUCUAUUUUAUAAGCCCAAAGUGUGUCUCUCCAUAUAUAUUAUCAAUGCCUAGUGCCAAAUGUUGGACAUGGAACAUUCUUUAUAUCAUCAAUUCCAACCCAGGCUUUUGCCUUCAUGGGGUUAAUUGUCCUUUAGUGUACCAGAUGUUCUGCUCUAGGAGUAAAAUGGUGAUGAACUUAAUUCCCAAAGUGCUUUAGUGCUUUGUCAUUUAGAGUCCCUUCUCAUAUGCUAUACCAUGUGACACCCAAGGCCACCUCACCAGACUAUUGCCUGCCAUCUCCAGGAGCUGAUCUGCAUUACAUUAGCUGUGUGUGCUCAUGUGUCCCAGGUUGCCCUACUUUAGACUAUAUAUAUAUAUAUAUAUAUAUAUAUAUAUAUAUAUAUAUAUAUGAUUAUAUAAACAGCAUUUGUGUAAAUUAGAAAAUGAUUGAGUUCUUUGCCAAAAACAGCAUAGUAUAUGGAAAUCAUGCAAAAUGACCCCAAGGAAAGCUGUGUCAGUACCUCUAUAAGCUUAGAUAUAUUUGAUUUGUUGUUGUUGUUGUUUGUUUUUGUCAGUGGCUCUGUUUAAGUGCUGGGAAGAUGAGGACUCCGGACAAUGGAUAGGAAAGGAAGCAGAGAAAUAGUUUCCUGGCCUAGGCCUGCGACAGCCUCUUUCUCUGUAGACUCAAUAUCCUUAACUAUGAGAGGUUGAUGUUCUGAGACAGUACUAAGCAUCCAUAAAUAUUUUGGCACAGUGAUUCAGAAGCCAAAACGGGCUGCCCUUGAUGAGUUAGAGCUGGAAAUAACAAGACUCUUCACCUGUAGAACCUUGACAGGGCUUUCCUAGGACCAAGGACCAUGCUGUCAUGAAGAUGCACAUCUUCCCUGCCCUCGUCUGCCCUUUGACGUGCCCUUUUCAUAUCCACAAGCGUUACCCAGCCCCACGUUCACCACCAGAGAGAGAGGGUGAUUAUUCUUUCUGUGUUUGCUUAUGUGAUUUUUAGUUCUAUGAACAUUAGUUUUUUAGAGUUGAUAGUGGCUCACAAUGGCCACUUAGAAGAAAAUAAAUAAUGCUAAUGUUGAAAUUCUCACGUGAAUGUUUUUUUUUUUUCUCUCUGCGGUGGUACAGAAGUUCUGCUUUUACAUAAAAUGGACCCUUAGUUAAUCAGAAUGCUUCCGGGAAUGGCACACCCAGAUUUCUGUCACUGUCUAGUCACUGAAGGGCCAACUUUAUUUCAAAAUAAAAAACUCCAAACUUCAAUGCCUUUGCUGAGAAACUCCAAAGCUUGCUUUCCUGCCUCCCUGUAGCUUCCUCCUCACACUGUGUGUGGAAAAGGCAGACUCCAGAUUUCAGCUUGAAGGCAUCUGUGGAAUGGUAAAGUGGAAAAUGGCCCUCUCCUGGUCCCUUUUUCUCUCCCCUCCUUUUCUCAGCUCUCCUCCUCCCUCGUUGAUUCUUCUUUGUUGAUUUGACUCUUCUUAGCAAAGUAGGAAACAGAAAGAGUUUUAUGGAGACCCAGUUGAGCUCGUUUGCAGCCAGGGCUCUGACAGACACUGAGGGUUUGUUUCUCUCUGUAGUAAUACUUUUCUCUGCUUCCAUUUCCUGUUCCUGGUCCUUCCUUUCAGCCUCCGUUAUGGUAGAAAUGCAAAGUGAGGGUGGGACUGAAAGGAAAAGGGGGAGGGAGCUGUGAUCUGGCUAUAAAAUCGAUUAAAUAAAUAAAUUAAAGGGGGUGGGGAAAAAGACAAAGUCUAAUUAAUCCCAUGUGAAGAAGAAAUUUUCCAUCCUGGCCUUGCUCUCCUUGAGUUAUCCCUUUGUCUAACUAUCAGCAUUUGUCAUGAAAAGUUCCAGUCAGUUCAAGGCCCAAGUCCUCCGAAAGCUUUUAUCUACAUCCGAACACUAGGAAAGGUGAAGGACCUCACUCAGCACUGCUACGUAACUCUCUAUAUUAAUUACUAUUUGUGAAAAGAAAAAAAUGUUUUGAUAUCAUCUAAGGCACUAGACAAAUGGACUAAGGAAAAUGCCCAUAGACUUCUGCAAUCAGCAUAAAAGCAUGCAGUUCAAAAUCAUAGAAUAGGCCUGGAGAGAUGAGCUGGCAGGUACCGGCACUUGCUGCUCUUCCAGAAGACCCAAGUUUGGUUCCCAGCAAUUCAGAGAACUCACACUCGGCAGUCACAGCUGCCUCCAACUCCAAUUUUAGGUGACCCAUGACUUCUGACCCACAUGCAUGAUGUGCACACACAAACACAUACAUACACAUACAUAAAAAUAACAAAAAAUAAGUCUCUAAAAACAUAUCAAUAAAAUGACUUUUAAUGCCACAUUCCUAUAUCCGUGGGUCAGAGCAUGUCUCCACCCUUGACAGAGAAGCUUCCUGCAGUAGAUGGAAAUUAACACAGAGAACCACAGCUGGACAACGUACAGAGAGGGAGAGAGACUGUGGGGCACUCCAUCCUAAGAAAUAUUUUAAAUAAAGCACAGAAUGUCAUUUCUAAUUCUUCAGAACCCUUUAGAAAACCAAGAAAAAAGUUAAAGGGUUUUCUGUCUUUGUGAAAUUGGCCUAUCUUUAAGUCAUACUGAUGUGAUAAAGAUGACCUUGUGUUGGUGACAAACCUAUCAAAAAUGAGUGAUCUGAAGACAUAUUUGUAUAUAUAAACAUGGAGUCCACUUGUGCAUAUAAUAUGUGAACAGGAAUAUGCAUACAUACAUACUUAUAACUGUAUGAGAAAGCACACAUAGGAUUUCUUUACCCAUGUGUGACUCACAGAAAAUUCUAUUUUAGAUAUCAGCUGAAAUUUGUUGGGUUUCAUUCUGAAUACUGAUAAGAAAAAAAAAAAAAAAGAAAAAAACUCCAAAGUAAAUGCACUGAUUGCUGGGGCGUAUGUAAAAUCAGAUUGCCUGGCUGGCCAGAAGAAUAAAGCCAAAGAAGAUGCUAAAUCUAGAACCAAGGACACAAUCAGAUGUACAUUUGGCACCAAUCAGACACAUAAGUGCAGCAAUCAGGAUGAGUAGACUCAGCUGCCCGAAGCCCGGGAAAGUCACUGAAGAGGCUGCAUUGGGCUCUCUUCCUCCUGUGAAGAUACGGCGACAACACAGGGAUCGGCAUGGUUUCUUUUGCAGCUGUAGAGCUGUGGCUCUGUGGGAAAAGGGUCAUCAUGCAAGGAGCUUUCUGUCUGAGGUUUGGUGUGAACCAGCUGGCUGGGGAGUAAGAGUGUGAACGGAAACUGGCUGACCUCCAGAGAAGGAUACAUCCCUUGGAAAGACUGCUCUUGGCUUUCUUGGAAAAACAGACAAUAAUGCAGGCAGAUGUAAACAUAUGGUUUACGGCGUCUCAAACACAACAAGCACUGAAAAUGCCAUGUCAGUGAAGGACCCAACUACCUUGCCCAGGGUGGUUGGUGUGCCUUAGGACGUGUGAAGUACAGCCCCAAGACAAGGAUUUCUAACUCAUCAUCUGUUGUUUUUGUGAAGAGAUGCCAUGACUGUGGGAUCCAGUGCGCAGCUUCCCAAGCAGCCUGGUUUGUAGACACAAAAGCACUGCAAAGGCAGUGUCCAACUCCUGUGGCCAGCAGUCACAGUGUCCCUGCACUGAACUGUACCGUUGUCUUGCACUACUUGGGCAGAGCCUGAGUCCUGCUCUAUCUGCUCCUUUUCUCCACGUGUGCUGCUGAGACCAGAGGUGUUCUAUUGUCAUGAGAUGCCAAGCAUCAUGUAGACACAAAGGCAUGUUUCUUACUUCCUGUUGGUCACUGAGGAUGGUCUAACCUUGGUGUAUGGAGCAGCUCCAUACAGAGGCUACUCACUAGCCUGGAAGGCCCUGCUCUUGGCUUAGACUCAAAGCAGAGUAGUCCUUCCCUCAGAAGGGUCUGGUUGUGUGGUUGAGUUCAUGUUUGAGGCAAUGUAUAUAAAUGUACAGAAACACCCAGUGUGCUACAGGACUCAAUAAGUAUGCAUAGUUAGAGAGUCCACUUGUAUGGUGCUGUUACAAGUGGAGAAUUUUGAAACUAUAUGCAUCAGGCUCUUUAAAUGGGUCCUGUGGCUCAGAAAUAGUGUGCUGUUUUGUUGCUUGCUUUCGCUGACCACAGAGACUCCACCAGGAUAAAAUCACAUGUAAAUUGCAAAGGCAUUGAAACAGAGCCCUUCCUCGGGUAUUGUAACAAUACAGAAACCUCAUUUUAUUGUUUUUAAGUCCCCCUUUUUUUCUUUUCCUUUUCAGAAUAGGCACCAAAUUGUUUUUGAGGUAGCAAAGCACCUCUCUCUCAACAAAUAGGUCUCUUCUUAUGUGUGCUUUAGAGAUUGCAAAGAAUCAGAAGCUCAUCUCCAUGAAAGUGAGGAGCAUGAGAUGAAUAAAUAGCCAACUGCCACGGCCUCGCAUUUGCUGACACACUGAGCAGUUUCUUCUGAGAAACUUCAAAGGGAUCAAAACCUGGACACUGAUAGACCGUUGUCACCCAGCCUGCUGUGAAGUCCUCAUUUGCCUGUGUUUAACAUUGCUGUCACUGGCAUUGAAUAAAUACCGACCAUAUUACACGCGGUAUGUUUAUGCUUCACUUGUGUUUCUGUAAGGGUCACACAGUAUUUGCUGGAGAGGCUUGUUCACUUCUGAAGCUUGUAAUCUUCACUUACCUGCAGACGAGGCUGAGAUGCACAGUGGCAUGCUGGUCAGGGGCUUUGUUCUCUGGUGUCAUCUGUUACUUACAGACAGCUUACAAUGAAGUAUACAGGUUGGCAAAGGGCAGUUAGCAGAUUUUAGUUUGUUUUUAUAACCAGAAAAGUGAGGGUGGGAUAACAAAGCAGGAUAAAUUUUGUGGCUAGAAGAAACAAGGACUGUGGUAUCUGAUAUGCUCUGUAUUGAAGGCAGAAUCAUACAGGACAUGAUUUCCACUGAACAAGAGGAGGCUUGGCCAGCCUGUGGAAUUCUUGAAGUUCACUUGAAUUGCAUUUGUUAUUUUCCCUAUCACUGUGUUAACAUAUCUGACAACAUUCAGCCUUAAGAGGAAGGACAUUCUGAUUCACAGAGGAAUACAAUCUCUCCUGGCAGCAAGAGCAGCUUGGUCCAUAGUGGCGAAGAGGAAGCAGAGAAGAGGAUCUCAGCCUCAGCUGACUCACCUCUGAGACCUCAGCCCUAAUGGUGCUGCCCACACUCAGGGGGUCUGUCCUCCUAAGAAGACCUCUCUGGAAACACCAUUGCCAUCAGGCAGAGGUGUGACGCAGUAAUGUCUGGUUGUACCAAUCCAGUUGGCAAUCAGCACUGACAGUCAUGCCUGAUGCUGAGCUAUGGUUCCUCUCUUGCUCUGCCAGGCUUAUCAGCACAGUCAUGUUAGUGUAUAGGGUGCUGAAAACCCAGGCUGGCUUCUGCUGUCCUCACUCCUACUUCCCUUCCUCCUAUCUCUCUUGUUGCCCCUUAUUUUCUGUGUUCAAACUCAACAUUCAUGCUCAGAGAUGUUCUCGCUUUACAACUCAGCUUACUGUACUGGAUCAACUCCAUGAGGAACCCACACUUGGAUGAUAUCAAAGUAAGAGUUUACUUUUGGACUCAAUAACAAUAAUUAGUGCACGCCAGCUGUGUUGAAGGGCUUAGUAUUUAAAUCAAUGCCCCUGAGAUUCUGUGAUGUCUACAUAAUGUUAGUGUCAUUUUACAUAAACAGUUGAAGCACAGAGAAGUAAGAUGGGUUGCCUGUGUUCAGAUAGUAGCAAUGACAUGAGGUCUGAACAAUAGCAGUUCUUCACAGAGUAUAUAUUCAGCCAUGGCAGUCCAAAUGAUGUAACAAGAACCCCACCAUCCCAGUAGCCUCCAGAAUAAAUUGGUUUCUGUCUCAACUAUGAAUUCCAUAUACAUAGUGCUUUACAACUAGCUUUCAUGGGACUUAACCUUCCAUCCUGUGGCCAAGUCCCCCUCCAAGUCCUUGGAGUCCUUUCAGUUAGGCCGAUUAGUGCAGAAAAAGCAAGAAAGAUGUGUGUCAGAGGCUUUAUGGGUAUAAAGUCUGAAAGUGUCGGGCCUCACUCCAUCCCACCGGCUGGGUUCAACCAGGGCCUGCCAGUAACUUGGACAAGGCAGUCUAUGUGCAGCCAGUAUGAACCUUUGUAAAACGUUUGAAACUUUUGAGAAAAAAAAUUUCUCUGCAUAGAAAGAGAAUAAACCAGAGGAAAAAGUCUGAUCUAGGUUUAAUUAAGGCAAGAAGAGAGGGUGCAGCUUUUGUUGGAGGAAGCCAAGAGAGCAGUUGUUGAGCUGGAAAUGCUGAGGUCACGUGGGUGUCCGCACAGUAGAAGUGGUGUCACUGGUAAAACCCUAGUGAUGGGUGCUGAAAGUGAGAUGCUUGCACUCGCUUCUGAUCGAACCCUCGCCGUGCCUACUCCUUUGUAAGGUGUCAGAAAAAUGAGUGUCCUGUUUGGUCUUUGGAUUUGUGCGGUAAGUACUGUGAGUUUAUUUUUUAACUGAAAGAAAAAAGUGUAGUGUUUGGUUCUCAAAUCUCAAAGUUGAAAAAUCUCUCCCACUCUGUCUUUUCUUUUCUUAUUAUAUGAACUUGCAUAAAAGGGACACUAAUCUGACAUAAAUAGUCUGGCCAUCGUCAAAACACCAAGUCUGUUUCUAAGAAAAUAGACUUUACUCUUUCCUCCUUCCCAGUUUUUUACUUCCUUUCCCAAUACGUUUUCACCAUUUACUGUAUUUUCUUGAAUGUGUCUGGACAUGCUGUCCCUCUAAUAUAAUAACUAGAAUCUUGCAUCCCUUGUUCUUUCUUGCCUAACAAGGCAGCCUGUUAUCUUGGGGGAAAGUGCCUUGAGUAUUCGCAUAUAAAUAAUUGCUGUUUGCCCAGGAGAGGUUAGCUAAAAGUCUAAAAGCAAAAUAAUCAGAGAAAUGAGUCUUCAGGUGUUUGCUUUUUUCGGAACAGAGUGGAAUUCUUUGAAUGGGACCCUGCAGUGCCUAGCAUAAGUGGAGGAAUAAAAAAGUGUGUGGAGUGGGGCGGGCUUCUAGGAUCUGUAAGCAUGCUAAGUGUAGCGCGUGCUAUGGUGUUUCCCAAGAGUGAACUGCUCAGUUUAACCAUGGUGGAGCGUCCCUACCCUGUGCCCACAGCUGUGAUUCCUGAAGAUGCCAUCAUUUGGUGUGUAGAAGCAGCACCUUCCACCAGCCACUGUGUAUUCUUCUACCUGUAACUGAGUACUGUUUCCAGUAAGGCCAUUUUCCACGUCUAGGAGAGCACUUGGCAGUCUAUGUACUCUCAAACUUUUCACAAAAUGCUUACCUUUCCCCCAGAACUAUGACACCUAUCAGGAAAUUUGCAUAGACGGGUCUUUAAUCUUGAGUGGCAGCUUUACUUCAAAUUGCAGCACUUUGGCCAAAACAUCUUUGUGGGAGCUGAUUGUGAUGGCUCUGUUCUCUCCUGAGGAAAGGGGGAAAUGUCACACUCUGAUGGAGCAAAGGGCUUUCAUGUUGGAAAAGGAUGUAAUGUUUUACAAGUCAAUCUGUAAUCAUGCAGAGCUAUGAAUGCCUGCUAAGUGUGGAAGAAAAAAAAAGAGAAAAAUAUUCAAAAGUGCAAUUUGAAUUCAAUGAGACCGAGUGGUAAUGGAUAGGAACAAAAAUAAAACCAAGGUACUUAAGCUCAAAAAAGACACCCUGAUAAUAUCAGUGCUCACCCGGAGUAUCUGGAGAAUAAUAGGAGACACCAUUGGGAAGGCCACCAGCACUCCAGGAUCUAUAGAAAAAGAAUCAACGAACAAACAGCAAGGGAGCCAUGAGGGAUUAGCAGUCUGACCAUGAGAAGUCAAGCUACUACUGGAUAUUUUUCUGUUCAUUUUUAAAGUAAUAGGUUUUCAUUGUUGGAUAAAGUGUAGCAGACGAUGUAAUGGCCAAUAUUACAGUGUCCUGUGUAUGUGCAUGUGUGUGGAUGGGGGCCGGGUGGUCCUGGUCUAUGACCCGCUUUGUCAUGGUAAUAAGAAAUUAUAAGUGUUUCUUCUCAUAUCAUUAAAUCCCGUAAAUGUUCCCCUUCAACAACAUUGCUCAGUCAUCUAUUUAAUUAUAUCUUUCUUCUUAGUUUUCUCUAUGUGGUAAACAGAGCUGUUCGUGGAUUUUUGAACAUUUCUCUGAUUUCUUUCUUUUAUUGUACCCACAUGCCUGCUUUCCUGAACCUUUCAAAGAAUGACACUUUUUCAUCUUGGCAAACUUCAUAUAUGCAAAGAAACGGUCUUUUUUUUUUAACCUGUUUUUUAAUUGACAUUUAAUUUAUUAUAGAAAUUACAUGUUUACAUAUACAUUGGUAAUUUACAUUUCUUCUUUCAUGAAUCUGCACUUUCUGGACUUUUCCCCCCAUUUUUCUGCUUCAGUAGGAGUCACUACAAGUUAAAGUCACAUAAGAACUUCAGUCAAAAGCAAAGUUAGGUUCACAGUGACCGUGAUCAUGAGGGAAGAAGAAACUAAACUGAAUCAAGAUUUUGAAACACUGUAAGUGUAAGAGAAGUUCAGAAUGUUUCAGCAUUGGUUUUCAACCCUGUGACUAAACUAGGCAAAAGCAAAGCCAGUGUGUGAAGGUUCAGACUUCACUUGGCAGCAUCUGGAGGAGUCCCUAGUCAGUGUGGACGUUUAGAAGGCUGAAAUUGGGUAAAAUAUUCGCUGGUCAAACCACUCAUUCUGCAGUGAUUUCUGGGACUAGGUACUUUGACUCAAGAAGAAGCCUCUGGUGCUAUGAAAGAAGAUGCCAGCCCCCAUGAGGAAGGGCAGGAUUUGAAAGCUCUUCAGGACACAAGCCUGAGAGGGUUGGAUGCUUGGAGAGUCCUGCCAUCAGCAGCAGCAGCAGCAGCAGUGACCUUAUCUCUGUGGAUGGCAUAGCUCACUGUGCUCAUGUGCGGAGUUCAGUCCUUCAUUUCUGACAUUUGACUGACAGUCAGCGCGCACACCCACAAACCACAAUCACCAAGCACUGUCACCAGCCCCCCAGCUCUGCCACUGCUUGUGCUGACUUUAUUCCCAUGAGGCUUCACACAGUGUACAUUCUUGGCUUCUCGAUGAAGGAAAUUCAUCCACAUUCAUGCAUGCUCGUUUUUAUAUACUUACUAUUGUGAUAUGUCUUUGGAAUGUGAUGGCUCAGGAAAAUUACCCCUCGUCGCCUAGCUCCCUUGACGUUGGACUCUUUAUGAUAGUGGAUUCCACUGCAGAUUCAGUGGUCAUUCAUAUUGUCCACCUUUCCCGUUUCUGCUAGAUUAAAUAAAUUCUUCAUUUUGA